AGAUAAAGUUAGUCGAUAGAAUAUUAAAUAACACAUACAUAGGCCUAAAAGUAGUAGCCUGAAAUAGCUACUCAGGAGUACUAAGUUCUAUCUAACUUCGGUAAUCCCUUAGUUUAGCGUCGGAAAUUAUCGGGUAAUGUAUGUUGAGUUUCGGUAAUUAGAGUUACGGUAAACCAUGGUUUAUUUGACCAUUGAAAUAUAAAUAAAUUGAAAGUCGAUUGUAGUAAAUUAAUGUUUUAAUUUUUUAAGUUUAAUCGACAAAAGGAAACAAGAAUAAAUAUAAUAGUAGAUUUAAAUUAGUAGAUCUAAAAAUAAAAACAUAUAUAAAUAUAAAUAAUGUAUCAGAUGUAAUAAUAUAAUUUAAUGUUUUUGGCUUGCAGCGGAUUUGCGACCAUUAAUUAAUUAAAUCUAGAUCUAGCUAGAUAUCUAGCUGCUAGGCGAAGUUAAAAAAUCUAGAUUACGAAAAUAGUAAAAAUGAUUACAAAAUGUAAAAAUGAUUACAAAAAUAAAUCUAUCCAAAUUUUAAACAUUCUGUUUAAAAAUAAAAGAAGACGCCAAAUAAAGUAUGGUUUACGGUACUUCCGGUGAAUUCCGGAAGUGUGUGACAGACUUUGUUAUUGUUUUACUGUUUUUUACUGCUAUACGAUUCCGGAAUAAUAACCGACGCUAAACUAAGGGAUUACCCUAACUUCCAAGACUAAGCAGUGAUAAAGAAAGAUAAUAACUAAUAACUGUGAUAGUUUUUUACUUUUGUGUGAUGGAUUUGUUCUCUAGAGGAGAGUGACUAUAGUCGUUCUUGUCACAACCAUAAACACUUCUCCAGUUGCCUAAUAUUCUCCAAAUAUUGCUGAAGAUACCGAUCUCUUAGGCUUGGAAAAUUUGAGAAAGACAGAGUGAGAAGUGUGCACAAGGGCUUUUUUAUAGAUCUAUUAUUAGGAUAUAUAACAUUGCUUUAUCAGUGAUCAGACAAUGAAAAUAUGGCAAUUAACAAAUCUAUGUCAACAUUCAGAUCAGACCAACAGUUUUCUUAAAACUGCUGAGCUAUUGAAACCAUAAUGGAUGAUGAAAUUGAAAGAAAACCAGAUGUCUUAAAUAUUGAACCUUGUUUACCAGAAUCAGUUGCAAGUUCAUUUGAAAAUCAAAUCAAGUCAGAGAUUGAUAUGGAUUCAAUAGAUCACAAAUGUUUUAUGGAUCUUCAGCAUUACGAUACUACAUUAGCACCACCAAGUUAUUUAAAUGAGGAUAAAGCUUUCCAAACAACAGAUGGGGACACUGAUAAUAGUAGUUUCCAUCCAUAUUUUACCAUCAAGAUUGAUAGUUCAAAAAAGAAUAAAUGUGAGAAAAAAAUAGGUGGUAUCUGUGAUUUGUGUAACAGAGUAUUUGUUAACUUUUAUAAUGUGAAAAGUCAUUUGUGUCUUCAUUUAGGAGAGAAGCCAUUUCCUUGCAGUGUUUGUAGUAAAUCAUUUUCCAAAAACAGUGACCUGAAAAGGCAUCUUAAUGUGCAUGCAAAGAUAAAGCCGUAUGCUUGCAAAAUUUGUAAAAAGACAUUUUCUCAACAGUCUAAUUUAGCAAAGCAUAACUUGAUACAUUUAAAACAAAAGCCAUUUGCUUGCCUAAUGUGUAGUAAAUCAUUUUCUGAUAACAAUGCAUUGCAGCUUCAUUAUCUUGAACAUACAGAAAAAAAAAUUCAUUCGUGCAUAUUUUGCAGCAAAUCAUUUUCUAAAAAAAGUGACUUAUUUAGACAUCAUCUUGUCCAUACAAAGGAGAAACCAUUCCCUUGUCAUAUUUGUAAAAAAUCAUUUUCCCAAAAGUUUAAUUUAUUAAAGCAUCAAUUAAUCCAUAAGAAAAAGCCAUUUGCUUGCUCAAUUUGUAGUAAAUCAUUUUCAACUAAUGACACAUUACAAAAGCAUAGCAUUGUACAUACAGAAAAGAAUCUACAUACAUGCAUGAUUUGUUGUAAAACAUUUUCUAAAAAGUGUGACUUAUACAGACAUAAUACUGUUCAUACGAAGGAAAAAUCUUUUGUUUGCUAUAUUUGUAGUAAAUUAUUUUCUUAUAAAUCCAGCUUAUUAAAGCAUGAAUCAAUGCACAUAAAAAAGAAGCCAUUUACUUGCACAAAUUGUAGUAAAUCAUUUUAUGAUAAUGAUACAUUACAAAAGCAUUGUCUUGAACAUUCAAAAAUGAAGGUUCAUAUUUGUGAAAUUUGUAGUAAAUUUUUUUCUAAAAAAUGCGACUUAAUUAGACAUCACCGUGUGCAUACAAGGGAAAAACCAUUUCUUUGUAAUAUUUGUAACAAAUGGUAUUCUUAUAAAUGUAGUUUAUCAAAGCAUCAAUCACUCCACACAAAAUUAAAGCCAGUUCAUAGUUCAAAAGUGCUUAGCAAUAUGCAUGCUGAAAAGAAAUUUUCUUGUGUUGUCUGUUACAAAUCAUUUUCUAGAAAACAUGACCUUAAAAGACAUAAUCGUGUGCAUACAAAAGGGAAGACUUGUGUUUACUAGGUCAAAGUUAAAUAAUUGUCUUUACAUUUUAAACAACACCUGUAAUCACUUUUGUUUUUGUGCAUUAAGUACAUUCUGCAACUCACAUUUAAACAAUAUUUUUUUAAAAUCAAGAAGUAACACCCAUUGGGGGCAGUGUGGUAGAGUAUUAGACUGCUAACUCAAAGGUCUCAAGUUCAGAUCUUGAUCUGGACUUGUGACUGUAGAACGUCCCUGAGUCCACCUAGCUCUGAUGGGUACUUGCCUCACAAUAGCAAAAGUAAAAGCUGCUGGGCAUAGUGUUGUCCACAUAUAUGUUGAGGUCAAGAAACAUGUGAACUCUACUUCAUCUGCCCUAUGGAUUAUUAGGUCUGAAAGGGGAACUUAACUGUUUUUACUUUUAGGUAUCACCAGUUGAGCAAAAUUGUUUAUUCUUUACUUAACUUUUGUUACAUAAGAUGUUCAACCUUUGUUUUUACUCCAUUUUUAAAUUUUAUUUUUAAAUGGUUGAGAAAAAAGUUGAGAUUAAUGGCUUUAUUGUUUUUACAAAAUUUAAAUCUAUGUUUAUAAGUCCAGAGGACUCGCUCAUAAAUGAUAAAUAUUUACAAUACCUAAUUUAUUUUAAAGUACAUUUGAACAAUAGUCCCAUACAUGCUUGAUUGGUAAGUUGCGUUUUGCUGUAUAUUGUGAACAUUUUUUUUAUUAACCUGUAUACACUUUUCAAUAGGGCCCAAACGAGUUAGAAUUUUUUUUAGGUUUUCCCUCAUUGUGUAAGUAAUAGAAAUUUAAAUUCUGUAGAAAAAAAACUCUGUGACCUUUGGUCUCCUUAUGAUUACAAAUGUUUUUCUUUUAAGGAAAAAACACCAGUUAACUAAUAAGACUGGAUAGAUUAGAAAACCUACAAUAAAUUUAGAAUGGUAAGGUUCAUUUUCCUUAAAUAAAGUCUAGUGAUGGGAUCAAAUGCCAAUAUAUUCUUAUUUAUUUAGUUACUACACUCUGUUAUGUAUACUCAAGUAAACUCAUAGAUUUGAAAAAUUAUUUUUAAAGUUGUUCAGCACACAUUCAAUAAAAUUAAUUUAUAUUUUACACACUUGACUAUGUGUUAAUAUCUUUCUGUUGUUCAUGUAAUAUUUAUUUAGGCUUAGAUUAUAAAUUAAUAGAAUCGUGCAAGGUAAAAUGCAAGAUAUUUUAAACAGCAUAUAGUAACUAAUACAAUCAAAACUGUUUCAAUUUAUUUAUUGAA
Messenger RNA from Physella acuta, 3720 nucleotides. Its product is annotated as gastrula zinc finger protein XlCGF26.1. The record is from RefSeq and is a predicted model, not a curated record. Gene Ontology annotation, molecular function: RNA polymerase II cis-regulatory region sequence-specific DNA binding; DNA-binding transcription repressor activity, RNA polymerase II-specific. Gene Ontology annotation, cellular component: nucleoplasm. Lineage: Eukaryota; Metazoa; Mollusca; Gastropoda; Physidae. Gene Ontology annotation, biological process: regulation of transcription by RNA polymerase II.